CUCAUUUGACGCCGUCAUCUUCCAGGUUCUUGAAAAAUCAGUCAUGAACUGCGAAAUGUGGGAAACCAAGUUGUGGAAGAGACUUUAUGUGUCAUGGGUCAAGAAAGAAUGCUGUUGUGUUGCUCAUCAUUCGCUGUCGGGGCGAUAGCCUAGCGCGUUCCUCCAAUCUUCGAUGUUGACGUCGUUGAUCUUGUGCCAAACGCCAGGCCCUGAGAAAUUUUGGUCGGGGCCUGAAUGUCUCCUCAUCACUCCCAAAUUACCAUUCCUUCGUCUUCAGAGUAAGUCCACUUCUGCCUUCUUCUUGGUCAAUCAGCUCUCUUUCUCUGAUUGAUGUCCGCCCCAACCAACGCGGAUGCUACGGACAUAUCCUUGGCCGCCGCUUUUGCGGCACUGAGUGUUGAAUUUGUAGUUCACCCGUUCGAUACUCUCAUUACACGCAUCCAAUCCCCUGAAUAUGUACCCAAAUACCGGAGCCACGAGGGCAAACUCCAACCGACGCUGUUCCGGGGCCUGUAUCGCGGCUUGACACCAACCGUCGUCACGACCAUCCCGGCCUCUGUCACUUUCUUCACCAUCUACGAAACUGCCAAGACUACUCUUCAGCCGAAGGAGGGUCUCAAGCCCGGGAGCCUAUCUCAAACCGCUGUCCAUGCCGCCAGUAGCGCGCUGGCUGAUAUGGUCGCGUGCGCCAUCAUCAACCCGUCGGAAGUCCUCAAGCAGAACGCGCAAGUUGCCCGAUUCUCAGAAGGUGGUGUGCAGCGCAAUCCCAUGUUGGCCUCGCUCAAGCACUUCGCAAGACAUCCUCUGAAGCUAUGGACAGGAUAUACGGUCUUGGUAGCUGGUAAUUUGCCACGUACCAGUCUCACGUUCUCCAUUUACGAGUAUCUCAAAGGCGCCUGGCUACGGCGUUCAAAGAGACCUGAGAGCAUCACGGAACAAGUCAAAGUGAGCGGAAUCACUGCUGCUAUCGGCGGCUCAAUAGCCUCGCUUCUCUUCGUUCCAAUCGACGUCGUGAAAACCAGGAUGCGGUUGCCGGAAAUCGCUCCUCCCAGCCAUCUUUUACAGCCAGAAGCACUGUUCACGUCUUCACUGAGCCGCGAGAAAGCUAGGAAGCCCGCGGCGAGAGGGCCCAUUUUCAUUACCAAGGGCAUCUUGAUAAGAGAUGGGAUUUCGGGACUGUUCAGAGGGGCAACUGUCACUUGCAUAGCAGCUGCCGUGGGGAACGGGUUGUUCUUGGGUUGCUACGAAGGACUCAAGUUGCACUAUGCCCGUGAAGCUUCAAAGACUGAGCUCAUCCAAUAACAAUGGUCAAAUUGACUUGGUAGAUAGGAAUGGGCGGUGUAUCGUACGUGAUGCGUAAUAUAGCAUAAAGACAAUGCUCCUUCUCCCGCCUG
This is a messenger RNA of Fusarium verticillioides 7600, 1394 nucleotides long. RefSeq lists its product as hypothetical. The record is from RefSeq and is a predicted model, not a curated record. The coding region runs from base 331 to 1302 and encodes 323 amino acids. Gene Ontology annotation, molecular function: S-adenosyl-L-methionine transmembrane transporter activity. The transcript has 2 exons. Gene Ontology annotation, cellular component: mitochondrial inner membrane. Lineage: Eukaryota; Fungi; Ascomycota; Sordariomycetes; Hypocreales; Nectriaceae.